UCAUGUCAAGCCAACAUGUAGUCUCCCUUCCUCACAUGAAGUAUUUACCCCACAGAAGCAACUUCGGAGGUUCAGGUUCUGCAAGAGAGAGAGAUUGAUUGAUUUUGGCAAAGGAAAUGAAGUGUUUCAGUCACGCUUUACCAUGAUACUUGUCUAUAUAGUGGGAAUAGUUAUUCUGGCGCUGUUGGUAACCAUCUUCUUUGGAAGGUUUUUUGCCUGGCUUGUUGAGAUAUUUGCACAAUUUUUCUUACACUUGGAUCUGACACUUGAUACACUUGGUUUAUUUGCUGCAAGUGGCAUCAAGAUAAGAUUAAACAAUGGAUUAAAAAUUGGGAUAGAAAAAAUAUGUCUUCACUGCAAGUGGACAUUGAAUGAUUCAAAGAGGCUGUUUACGGUGGUAUUUAGAAGUGUUGUGAUAGAAGUUAAGAAGGGAAAUGUCAACACCAAUCUUCACCAGCAUCGGGAUCCAUCAACAAGCUCUAGAUCAUCAAGCAAAUUCAUUGCAGUGCAUAAGCAAACAAUAACAAGGCUUCUAAGAAAAUGCUGCCAGUACAUAGGCAUUCAGGUUUCCAGUAUAGAGGUUCUACUUAGUAGCCAACCUUCUGGUUCAAUUACCAAGUGCAGUUUUCCUGAUGGAGUGCAGUUUUAUUCCAAACCUGAGAAUGAUUAGUAAGUUAAAUUUAUUGCUUUUGUCUACUAUUGAUCAAUGGGCUCACAGAAUUCAUUGUAUUCAGCUUGUAUCUAUGCCAUCUAGUGUUGCAGUACCUGACUCGUCAUCAAGCAAAAUGUUACCGGUAACAACAGAUAAUAGAUUGAAAAAGAUAAGAUAAUGGAUGAAUAAGGUCUGCCUACCCCUACCUUCAUGAAAUACGUAAUCUACAUCAACAGCACUUAAGUGUGACAAAAACUGUUGAAGUUGACCAAUCAUAGUAUACAAUUAAAAAGUUUUGUUAAAAAUGCUAACUCCUCUUUGUUUACCUCUUGUGCUUUUUGAUGCUCCCCGUCUAAGCAAAAGCCUGGAACAGGCUACAGAGUAGGACAAAUUUUUAUCCAGUGCUAAAACUGACACUAGAUCUGUUAAUUGAUUUAAAGAAAAACAGCAAUUAAGUUGUUAACUUCUCUGUUUACCUCUUGUCCUUUUUGAUGUGCCCCGUCUAAGCAAAAGCCUGGAACAGGCUACAGAGUAGGACAAAUUUUUAUCCAGUACUAAAACUGAUACUAGAUCUGUUAAUGAAUUUAAAGAAAAACAGCAAUUAAGUUGUUUUGUUUCAAAGAGAAGGUGCUGGAUUAAUUAUGUGAUCAAUAUUUUGUGUUUUUUAAUGAGUGAUAGCUAGCGUAGCAUAGCUAGAAUGAGUUAAUAAUUCACUUGCUCGGCCAGUCAGUCAGUCUUGUUUGUUUCUUGUUUAGGCCGAUAGGUCAUAAACAAUUUUUUGGUGGUAAUUCUGCUGACCAGGGUAUUUCGUGAGUAUUUCACCAACCAUUGUGAACAAAAUGGCUACCAAACCGAAAAACUGAUCUUUUGCGUUUGGAGUUAAACAAAAGCUCCCAAAUUAAAGACUAUUUGCUAUGCAACAAAGGUGGUUGUAUAAUUAGAUCCAUCGAUAGCUUUGACAGUGGCUUUUAACCAAAACUUUGCCAAAAAUCACGUGCAA
Orbicella faveolata is the source of this 1652-nucleotide messenger RNA. RefSeq names its product bridge-like lipid transfer protein family member 2. Lineage: Eukaryota; Metazoa; Cnidaria; Anthozoa; Scleractinia; Merulinidae. The record is from RefSeq and is a predicted model, not a curated record.